This is a messenger RNA of Penicillium mononematosum, 714 nucleotides long. RefSeq lists its product as uncharacterized. NCBI's taxonomy places the organism in Eukaryota, Fungi, Ascomycota, Eurotiomycetes, Eurotiales, Aspergillaceae. The transcript has a single exon. The record is from RefSeq and is a predicted model, not a curated record. The coding region runs from base 1 to 714 and encodes 237 amino acids.
AUGCCCAUGGUCGCCGUGCGAGCCGAGCCUCGUGUUAUGAUGCACUGCAACGUGUGCCGCGACACUGCUUCACUUCAAAGGACAUCGGUCAGUAUCGACAAGUGGGUUAACGCUGAAUAUUUUAUCUGGGAGAUGUCCGCGGGGCUAGCUGACAGCGGCGUAAACCCACAGUGGACGGAGUUCUUCGAAGAACAAUACCAGGAAAAAUGGAUGCAGAUCCAGAGCGAGUUCGAGAGCAUAGCCGAUCUGCCCGAGAGAUUCCUCCACAAGGUUCCGGUCCCGCCCUUCCAGGUUGCAGAGGUGAGAAUCAAGACUAACAAAUUCCCGUGUUCUUGGCGGCUCCGUGCGAAUGCAGGCCGACACAUGGUUGACACGAGCUUCUGGCAUCUUUGGAAGUCUAUUCUCCAGCAAGAUUCUUUCAUUGUUGGGCCCUUUGACGUUAUUCUCAAAAUGCCAUCGCACACGACUGCCCGGGAGGAUCCUGUCGAUCCUUGGAAUAUGUCUCUAUCAAACGAUCGCCCUGGUGCUGCCAGUGAUGAUUUUUCCUAUCUUCGCUGGGACCAUGCAUGCAAUGAUUCCGCUCCAUUGGAUUUCACGUGCCUUGCUGAAGGAGCGCGGCGAGAUAGCAGCCCUCCAGCCCGCCGCGGCCGAUCACGCUCUACCUCAGCUAUUAGGGAACUGUCGCAACGCAUGCGAGAUUCUUUGUUUCCUUGA